UACUUGUUUUAUAGAAGCAAAUUUAUGAUAAAUUGAACAAAAUGAGAUUAGCUUCAAAGCCUCAAAUGUCCUGCACAAGUUCUUAACACUGCCAUCUGCUGGUGACUGAUCUUAGAGUUGUGUGACAUAUUCCUGCAAAGCUUGUUUUUGUGUCUGUAGUGUUUAUUUUCCUUCUUUAUGGUUUCAGAGCAUGUAACUUCUAAUGCCAGCGAUAGUGAAAGUAGUUACCGUGGACAGGAAGAGUAUGUCCUCUCAUAUGAGACAGUCACGCAACAAGAAGUGAGUUAUGCUCGUCCGGUGAUUAUCCUUGGACCCAUGAAAGACCGGAUCAAUGAUGAUCUAAUCUCGGAGUUCCCGGACAAGUUUGGAUCAUGUGUUCCCCACACGACUAGACCAAAGCGAGACUACGAGGUUGAUGGAAGAGACUACCAUUUUGUUAUUUCACGGGAACAAAUGGAAAAAGACAUUCAGGAUCACAAGUUCAUCGAGGCAGGCCAAUAUAACAACCACCUCUACGGGACAAGCGUGCAGUCAGUGCGAGAGGUUGCAGAAAAGGGCAAGCACUGCAUCCUGGAUGUCUCCGGCAAUGCCAUCAAACGACUCCAGUUAGCACAGCUCUACACCAUUGCGGUGUUUGUGAAACCCAAAUCAGUGGAGAAUAUUUUAGAGAUGAAUAAGAGAUUGAUGGAGGAGCAAGGCAGGAAGACUUAUGACAGAGCCAUGAAACUGGAGCAGGAAUUCCUAGAGCACUUCACCGCCAUUGUGCAAGGGGACACAUUAGAAGAGAUCUACAACCAGGUUAAGCAGGUCAUCGAGGAGCAGUCUGGGCCGUUCAUCUGGGUUCCAGUCAAAGAUAAAUUAACUCGCAUCCCAAUCUCCGCAUUUCAUCCUCUGGUGGGAGGAGACAUGCUUGACCAGCGACUCACGGGACAGAUUAUACGGUACAGAUUCCUUAAUGUUUAAGGGAGGUGACUUUCUCGGAAGGAAAACCAAUGAGAUAAUGCAUUAUAUACAUUUUGGUUUGUUCUUUUUCCCAUAUACGAUCAGAAGUUAGCGCUUUCAUGUCUGUCUCUGAAAAGACUUAAAGCACCACUUUGCACGUUUUUGCAUUAAGAGCAUGUUUUGGAUGAUUCUUUUUCAGUUAACAUAUGUUCUUACGUUUUUGUCAGACAGAUUUGAGCUACGUGAACUGCAGCCACCAUAUUACUUUUGUUUUCUCUCAGUUAUCUUGUAAAAUCAAGCAGCCCACUAAUUUUAAGCAGCUGAUCUGUUUUGUCACAAGUGCACAAAGAGGACAAAAACAUUUGGCACAAAAGUUCUUCUUUUUAUAUGAAAUGUCUAUUUGUCUUAACAAUCUGUGUACAUUUUAAUCAAGGUGCAUAUGGGAGUAGCUUUUAGUCGAGGUGAAAAGGAACAGCUUACAAUUAUCGUUCAAAUCCAGGUGAUGACAUUCUUACUUAAAGAAACAAUGCAAAUAAGAGAGUAUAAAUUGUAAUGUAUAUUCAACCCUCAAUAUACUGCCUAUUUUGUUAUAAUAAAACUCUAUUGAGCUUUAAUUGAACUCCACACCUAUGGGAAUUAUUUUCUUUAUAAUGUCAAACAUACACUCAUAUGAAUAUGUGUGUAUGUAUAUAAAAGUAAAUAUAAAUAGAUAUAUAAAUAUAUAUUUUCCUUCACUUUUACCACCAUCACCUUUGUUGUAAAUGGUUUGUUUUAUGCAAAAACACAGACACACAGGACACAUGGACUGAAUGGUGGUGUUCCAUUUGCAUCUGCUCAAACAAUAUGAAAUAAAACUCAAGUUGGCAGUUUGAAGUCUUCAGCUCUCUUUCUCCUAUAUAGUUAUGUCAUAUUUACUUUUUCAUGUGACGUGCAUGAUUUCUAAAAGCAAUAGUCUUUGACGCAUUAAAUAUAAGCGAGAAGCGGAGGAGAGGGCUUCUCUUUCUGUUUUCACCUGGGAUUGUGAAAAUGUCAGAGUUAGCAUGAACCGUAAACGUUAGAGGCUAGGAGAUUCUUGCCUUCAUGUAUGUGAACUUGUUGACUGCCCAUAGCUGAAGAGAGAUUUGCUUUGCCACUCUCUAACACAAGUCUUUAACUCUCCACCAGGGGGCGCACUGACAGCAUCCCCUUUUCAUUCUCAAGUUACUCGGAGAUGAUUGUUUUCUAAAAGAUUGCUUCUUUAACUUGUCCUCAUCAUGGCAUUCUAACACAUUUUUGACUGGAUUAUGUACAUAAUCUGCCAAUUUGAUUCAUUCCAUUUGUCAAAAAGGAGA
This is a messenger RNA of Sinocyclocheilus rhinocerous, 2273 nucleotides long. Its product is annotated as disks large homolog 1-like. Gene Ontology annotation, molecular function: protein kinase binding; ionotropic glutamate receptor binding. The transcript has 8 exons. The coding region runs from base 178 to 963 and encodes 261 amino acids. Gene Ontology annotation, biological process: regulation of postsynaptic membrane neurotransmitter receptor levels; establishment or maintenance of epithelial cell apical/basal polarity; embryo development. The record is from RefSeq and is a predicted model, not a curated record. Gene Ontology annotation, cellular component: neuromuscular junction; basolateral plasma membrane; neuron projection. NCBI's taxonomy places the organism in Eukaryota, Metazoa, Chordata, Actinopteri, Cypriniformes, Cyprinidae.